Cuscuta epithymum is the source of this 796-nucleotide messenger RNA. The record is from the annotation of a GenBank genome assembly. NCBI's taxonomy places the organism in Eukaryota, Viridiplantae, Streptophyta, Magnoliopsida, Solanales, Convolvulaceae.
UCUAGUGCAAAUUGUUUUGAAAUUAUUGGCUAUCCGGAAUGGUGGGGAACACGUCCACGUCUUGGUCAGCAAAAUCGCCAGAAAUUUUCUCCUCUUGAUAGUUCUGCACGACGUGGGGACCGCAGCACUCCAAGCCAAAGCAAGGCCCAUACACGCGUCUUAGCUACAGCAGUAACCGGGUCCAUGCCAGCUGCUGACCUCGGCAGAGAAGUCCUCACGCAGCUGCCUUCUACAGUUGCUGAUUUUCAGCCCAUCUCUGGACCCACACGUACUGUUCCCUCAAUCUAUCAACAUGGAUCCCACAAUUUCAGCACCAGCCAGCUUCUGUCGAGCCAAACUGCUGCACCUUCUCCUGCGGCGCACCAUCUCUUCAUGCCGGACAGCUUGAACGCCGUGAACACUGUUCCGCAACAACACACUGGCAGCUCUCAUAUCAACCAAAAUAUCUCAGGUUUUUCUGAUAAUCAAUGGCAGGCUCUCGUAGCUGCUUUUGGUCAGCCCAUCUCACCAACCAGUCGUAUGCAUGGACCCUCAAAUGAGGAAGCUGAUUGGACUGGGUAAGCGUCGGGAUGGACUUUACUAUUUCUUCGUGGACAGCAGCACUCAUGCUCUUGCACUUCCGAGUUCCUCUUUGCCAAUGGAUAUUUGGCAUCAACGUUUGGGUCAUCCUUCUGAAAAUGUAAUGUCCUGGUUAUUUCCUAUUUCUCGUAAACAUGUGCCUACACCAUGUGAAAUUUGUCACAAAGCUAAACAGUCCAGAAAACCUUUCCCUUUGAGUUCUAAUAAAACUACCCAG